Aphanomyces invadans is the source of this 1453-nucleotide messenger RNA. RefSeq names its product selenide, water dikinase. NCBI's taxonomy places the organism in Eukaryota, Oomycota, Saprolegniomycetes, Saprolegniales, Verrucalvaceae. The transcript is spliced from 7 exons. Bases 265 to 1191 code for a protein of 308 amino acids. Gene Ontology annotation, cellular component: cytoplasm. The record is from RefSeq and is a predicted model, not a curated record. Gene Ontology annotation, biological process: L-selenocysteine biosynthetic process. Gene Ontology annotation, molecular function: ATP binding; selenide, water dikinase activity.
UGCUCGGCGGCAGUCAUGCCACUAAGCGACGCCGCCGCGAAGGAUGCGGUGGACGCGAUAAUCCGCCGUGAAUUGACGGAUCCGUCAUUGAAUACGAAGAAGAAGCGUGCACCGUUUUCGCCGGUUGAGCAUGGACUUCGCGAAGACUUUCGCCUCACGUCUUUCAGCGAACUGAAAGGAUGAGGCUGCAAGCUGCCCCAGGAAAAACUACUCACUUACAUAUCUGGGAUAGCUAACGACCUCAAACCCAACGAGACUCCAGGAAUGGACUCGAGUCUGGUCAAGAUCAAGAACCCGUUAAUGAAGGACAUGUACCAGGUGUCGACCACCGACUUCUUUUACCCCUUGGUACAAGAUCCUUAUGUUCAAGGACGCAUUGCGUGCGCCAACGUCCUGUCCGAUCUGUACGCCAUGGGCGUCACCGAGGUGGACACGAUGCUCAUGAUCCUUGGAGUUUCGCGCCUCAUGACGGACAUCGAGCGCGAUGUUGUGACAACACAGCUGAUCCAUGGCUUCAACGAUUUGGCGCGGGAAGCAGGAACUAAUGUGACUGGAGGGCAGACUGUGAUGAACCCGUGGCCCAUCGUGGGUGGCGUUGCCAUGAGCGUUCGCCAUGAAUCCCAAAUCAUUCGUCCUGAAAACGCCAAGGCAGGCGAAGUUCUCGUCUUGACCAAACCCCUCGGAACCCAACUCGCCGUCAAUGCAUUGCAAAUGAAGGACCAGCCGCAUCGGUGGCAAAAGGUGCAGCACUUCUUGACCAAGGAAGCGGCCGACAUAGCGUUUGCCAAAGCAUCCGAGUCCAUGGAGCGAUUGAACAUCACCGCGGCAAAAUUGAUGCACAAGUAUGGAGCGACGUCGGCGACAGACGUGACUGGUUUUGGCAUCCUCGGCCAUGCUUCGAAUUUGGCCAAGUCACAGAAGAUGGCUGUGGAUUUUAAGCUGCACACACUGCCCAUCAUCAAAGACAUGCUCGAGAUCAAUGCAGCUUUCAAUAACAAUUGGAGGCUGCCGCAAGGGUACUCGUCCGAAACGUCAGGGGGACUGCUCGUGACGUUGCCAGCUGAAAAUGCCGAGGCGUAUAUGCGUGAAUUGGAAGUGCUAGACGGCCAACCUGCGUGGCUCGUUGGCCGAGUAGUCGAUGGUUCGAACAAAGCGCGAAUUCUCGACGACGUAAAAUUUCUUGAAGUCUAAAGGAUUCCCACCCCAUGACGAGUUCAAGUUGACGAAGUGGAGAGCGAGCGCCCGUGGCCCUGUUUUGAGUAGUUCAGGGCAUCGUGGCAGCGACGGGCAGCGCGAAUGACGGGGCGCCGUUUCACUUGUUCCAAAGCAUGGCGUCCCUGACAUGCACUCCCCCCUCCAUCCCGACAGUUCUCGUCCACGGAAUGGUUAUCAUGCAGAUAGUUGAAGACUGACACGCCGUUAAGUUAAGAGUUUGGCAGUUCAUAUUUGGAAA